GUCAAAGUUGUCAACAAACAAACGGGCGUGUUGCACGCGCUUGUUGAUGGUGCAGUCUCACGUGUGAAAAGUUUUUUAAAUUAAAUUUUGUUGGAAAAAAAUCCGGCUUCAAAAUGAGUGAAUUCAUCGAAAAGCGGCGCGAGCUGUCCAUCAAGGAGUACGAGUUCAUGAAGCUGCUGAAGCUGUUCACGGAGGACGAAAUCCGGGAGAUCAAGUCGAAGCGCUUCGCGCACGAAAACAAGGUCGAGCGGCGGGCGAAGGAGCUGGCGGAUUUCAUCGGGUACAUCGCGUACGAGUGCAACCUGCUGCAGCUGCUGGGGGAGCGCCGGAAGAAGCUGCGGGUGCACGAUGGGCGGCACAGCUUGGAGAGUAGCAUUCAUCACAGGAUAAAGAUGCUGUAUAAGCGGGGGAUGGACCGGUUUCCGUCGGAGUAUCGGCUGUGGGUGCACUAUUUGGGCCAUUGCGAGCGGUAUUCGAUGCUGCCGGAGGGUUCGCGAACGCUGGACAAGAUGCUGAACUAUCACGGGGAUAAGCCGAAGGCGUGGAUUCGGGCGGCGGAGUGGGAGUAUGGACGGGUGAAGAACAUGGAACGGGCGCGGCACUUUAUGUUCCGGGGGUUGCAGCGGCAUCCGGAUUGUAUGGAGCUGUAUUUGAGCUUUUUGGGGUUGUUGGUGAAGGAGGCGGUUAAGAUUGUGAAGGAGUCGGAGGAGGGCGUUGAGGAGUUGCUGGAGAGGGAGGAUUCUGCGUUUAGGAAGACGUUGGAGAGCGUGAAUUUGAUUUACGAGCAUUACAAGAAGCGGGAACCGAGUUUGGAGUUUUACGUGAAGCUGCUGGACGCGUUGAAGCACAAGUCGGAGGUCAAGUCGUUUGCCGUGGUGGUUUUGAAGGACUUGAAGGAGCAGUUUGCGACGAAGGAAGCGAUGUGGAGUGCGUUGGCUCAACUGGCGCUGGACGGAUCAUACCUGUUGGAUGAUGGGAAGGACAUUUCCUUCACGGAACGCCUCAAGAAUUGCGUCGGAAUCUACGACGAAGCCGUAGAAACUCUUUCGACAAAGCAAAUGUGGACUUUGUACGUGGACGCCGUCUUGAAACUCAACGAGGACAUGUCUUCCCAUCAGAAGUUGCGGCGAAAAACGCUUGGAAGCGUGUUUAAAAAGGCUUUUGAGAGUGGCUCACUUGAGGAAGACAAGUACGUUCAGUACCUGAAGCUGAUGAUCAACGUCGACCAACCGCAAGAAUCGUUGGUGACCGCCGUGCUGACCAAAGCCAUUGAAUCGUAUCCAAAUAGCACGAAAUUGUGGGUUCUCCACUUGACCUUCCUCGCCAAGCAGGAAGCUCCGGCCAACGAAAUCGAAGACAUCUUCAAAAAGGCCCUCGCCAACUGCACCGAAGACCUGCUCUCGCUGUGGACCGUUCGCUUCCAGUACUACCACACCCGGACCGACCUCCCAAAGGCACUCGAGCAAACCUUCAAAGAUGCCAUCGUCCAACCGCCCACAAUUGCGUCCCACUUCCAACCGCUCUACCUGGAAUUCCUCGUCGUGACGCGCAACAUCGACGCCGCCCGCAAAAAGUACCUCGAAAUCCAAAAGAACUGCGCCCCCUGCCUGGAACUGCACCGCAAAAUGUCCCAACUGGAAUCCAUCCAGGCCCAACCCAACGUCGGCCACUGGCGCAAAUGCCACGAAAACGCGUCCCACUUCUUCGGCACCGACAACAUCGACGUCUGGAUCGACUUCCUGGCCUUCGAGCGGGAUCACGGCUCGCCCCGCAACAUGCAACCCGUUUUCGAACGCGCCAAGACUCGGCUGGACGCGGACCUGGUCGCCGGCUUCGUCACCGAGUACGAACUGUUGAAAAAUCCGUUGAUUUAAGCAUAUUCUGUUAACCGAGUUUAUUUUUGCAACAUUGAAACAAGCUCACAAUAAAAAAAACAACCUUUCUAGAACUCCAA
Culex quinquefasciatus (southern house mosquito) is the source of this 1954-nucleotide messenger RNA. Its product is annotated as U3 small nucleolar RNA-associated protein 6 homolog. The coding region runs from base 114 to 1874 and encodes 586 amino acids. NCBI's taxonomy places the organism in Eukaryota, Metazoa, Arthropoda, Insecta, Diptera, Culicidae. Gene Ontology annotation, molecular function: snoRNA binding; protein binding. Gene Ontology annotation, cellular component: Pwp2p-containing subcomplex of 90S preribosome; small-subunit processome. The record is from RefSeq and is a predicted model, not a curated record. The transcript has a single exon. Gene Ontology annotation, biological process: maturation of SSU-rRNA from tricistronic rRNA transcript (SSU-rRNA, 5.8S rRNA, LSU-rRNA).